Messenger RNA from Schistosoma turkestanicum, 1224 nucleotides. The record is from the annotation of a GenBank genome assembly. NCBI's taxonomy places the organism in Eukaryota, Metazoa, Platyhelminthes, Trematoda, Strigeidida, Schistosomatidae.
AUGGCCACUAUAUCAAAACACAAGAAAGUGAGAAUUAUGAAACAGAAAUUGAAAUUAUUUCGAGCUAAUGAACCAUUGAAAAGUGUAUUAAUGUGGGGCAUAAAUUAUUCAUUUUCUGCUUUGAAUCAUGUAAAACAACGUGCAUUAUUAUUGAAAGAUGAUUUUAAAGCCUACAUCAAAGUGAAAGUUAAUAAUCACUCGUUUAACAAAGAGAAUAUGCCGAGUAGAUUCAAGUUUAAAGAAUACUGUCCAAUGGUGUUCAAAUCGUUACGAGAUCGAUUUGGAGUUAAUAAGAUGGAUUAUUGGGACUCUUUCACCAGACAUCAACCAUUAUGGGAUAGUACACGUGGGAAAUCUGGAUCAAAAUUUCUAGUCACUUAUAACCGACAAUUUGUGGCAAAAACAAUCAGUUCAGAAGAAGUUGAACAAAUGCAUCAAAUGUUAGAAGAAUAUUAUUCGUAUAUUGUCAAAGGACACGGUGAAACAUUGCUUCCUCAAUUUCUUGGUCUUUAUCGACUUACAGUGAAUGAUCAGGAGACGUACAUAUUAGUAAUGCGAAAUGUGUUCAGUCCAAGACUUGCAAUUCAUAAGAAAUAUGAUUUAAAGGGCUCAGCAGUGGAUCGUGAAGCAAACGAGAAAGAAAAGUCGAAACCUUUGCCCACAUUGAAAGAUGCAGAUUUCCUGACAGAUUUAUGCAAAAUACAUAUUGGUGAAGAAUCUAAGAAGAAGGUGUUAAAUACACUGGAAUGUGAUAUACAAUUCUUACAAGAAAACAAUUUGAUCGACUACAGUCUUCUAAUUGGUGUACAUGAUCCUGAGAUUGCACGGAAUGGUUUAAUUGAGAAGGCCGGUGGUGAUGAUGAUGAAGGUACUGGCGGUUCGGGUGGAGGAGUGUUAGAGCCUAACAGUCGAGGUUUGGAUGAUAGAAAAGUGUCUUCAGGUGAUGGUCUGGGAACACUUGCCUCACAAUGGCAAUCUGGUCGUUUGUCGAUGGCUAGAUCGAGUAUUGUACUUGGUCUGAGUCCAGAUGCUGCGGAAGCUUCUAGUUGUGGUGUUGGUGUCGGCGUUGGUGUUGGGACUGGAAAUGCGAGUACAGGUGAUGAUGAUGACGAAGAGGAAGAUGGGAUCAGUAUACCAGAGAAUAAUGCACAUCAACUGCCAUCAAGUAUAAUUCAUUUAUGGUUGACCAUUCUAUCUUAUCUUGAUGAUCAUCAUUAUUCGUGA